UUAAUCCACCUUGAGCAAAAAGAGAAGAAAAUAUUUUCAUUCCAACGUAAAAUUCUGUCUGUGUUGAUGAGUUUUGAGUGAAAGUUUAAUCCAGUUUCUCGCCAGUUUUCGUUUGUAGAAUAUCGCAUUCAGUUAAAUUUACUUAUCCACCCAAGGUUUUGGCUGGAUAGAAAGAAAGCUUUGCGUACUGCAACGCUGUGGCCACUGAUGCAGGUUCUUCUCGCUACAACAAAAAAUAUGAAGGCCACGACGACCAGUGCUGGACGGUGUACAAAGGAUGUAUGAUAAUUUAAUUUGCUUCUCGGUCGUGCUCGCUCGGAUGGAAGCACGGUAGAGCAGGGUAGGGUUUUGCGUGAUUUUGGUGGGUGCGCCAGCAGUGGCAGCAGCAGCAGCAGCAGCAGCAGACGCGAUGUCCCACAGUCCGCCCAACUACAUGGAUGGUGUUCCGGUGAAAAUAUCGGAACGGUUUAAACCGCCGCCGAAGAUAGUGCUGCCGCAGGGGGUUGUCAACCGUCUGAAUCAAUACGAUGUCGGGCAGGUGCUGCAUGACUCACGCUACGAGGGCGAACUGGAGGACACGGUACUUAAGCGUAUCGCGGAAUGCAAAGCGGUGCGGGAGCGCGAACGCUACGAGCGGAAGGGCCGCCUGCAGGCCAGGGAGCAGGAGCGGAUGCGUAUGAUCGAGGCGGAGCAGAAGCGAAAGCUCAAUCAAAUCUCGUACCCAAACACGGACGAGCUGUCCAGCGCGAGCGAUGAUAACGAUGCGGAUGGUGAGCGGCCCGCCCGAGCUGCCCGAAUGAUCGCGAACGGGUCCGACGAAGACGACUACGAGGAGGAGAACGAUGAAUCUGCCCCGUCCGGGUCGUCGGACGAGCGCACCACCACCGCUCAAGCGAAACCGUUCGACCAUAUGAGCCAGCUAAGCUCGAUACUGGUACCGACUGUGAUACGGGACACAGUACCCAGUGCUGUGGCCGCGCCCGCUGCUAACCCAAAUGUACUCGCGAAAGCCACCAGCACCACUAUCAUUCCAAAGACCGAAAUGGCCGCCUCGCCGAAUGCCACAUUUGGGAGCAACAACAACAACAAUAAUAAUAAUAACAAUAAUAAUUAUAAUAAAAUCAAUUACUCGGACUUUGAGAACGAUACCUCGAGCCCGUUCGACAACAUGGAGCUGCGUACGAUCAACGAUUUGGAUAUUUUGGCGCAAGUGCUGAAGCAAAACACUACGCUCACCAGCCCAGCGAGUGAAGCGGUUAGGCCGGACACGGGCGAAACCCCGAAAGAGCAGGUGGAAGAUACGAAUCGGCAACCGGUGGCCAAUGUGCAGUCACCGGCUUUACCAGCCACGGAACAGCGGCAGCUACCGCCACAACAACAAUCGCAUCCGCAACAACAGCAACAACCGGUAAUUCAAAAUCCAGCUCCAAUUGCGACCAAUCCGUAUGGUACGGCGUACGGCACGAAUCAACAGUAUUCGAUGUAUCCGGCCCAGUACCAGCAACCGCCAGGUGCCGCUCAAAAAUCGAUUGCCGCUGUGGCCGACUAUCUUCCUUCGCCCUACAGCACCACUUACCAGCAGGCGUACAGUAACUAUAGCAACCAAUACGAAACUACACCGCUGGCAGCUUCCGGCUACUCAGCGGCAAACACCGUCGAUACGAGUCGGUACGGAAUGUCGAACUAUGCGAGCCCAACAUACCAUCAUUCGGUUCCGGCCGUUAGCAGCAGUAGCAACCCGAGCGCUUACACACCAACCGUCACCAACUACACGUACGGAUAUCAGCAGCCGCACGCGUACGUCGUUACUGCACCGUCCACUUCCAUGGCGAGCGGCACCAGCGGUGGUGGUGGCACGUCGACCUAUGCGCCGAACUACGGUUACACCAGCACACCGGCGACGGGCACGACCGGUGGCUACUACGCGCACUAUCCUCACCAAUCAUCGGACGGUACGGCAGCUGCAGCAACAACAGCGUACUCUUCCAUCUAUACUACCGCUGUCACCGCCGGCAGCUUUGCAGCUGGUCCGGAUGCAGUGGCGGGCCUCAAAUCGAAGUCUAGAAGCGUCCCGGACAUUAUGCGGCAGCUGGAUGACGACGUGCAGGAUUCGGCGACGCGACGAACGCGGAACAAUAGUCAAACGAUUGCCGAUCGUCAGACUGCGCGCGAACAAGAUGCUGUAUCGAGCAAUGCCGGGGAGCGAAGCGGCGUGGACUACACUAUCUACAAUCAGCUAACGCAGCCGGAUCAGAACACAGUGAAGCGCAUCAGCUCCAUGGGCUUUCCACUCGAACGGGUAGUGUGGGUGCUAAAACGAAUUGGAAACGAUGAUAAGAAGAUAAUCGAACAUCUUAUACCGCUGAGUGAGUUGCUGGAUCUGGGGUUCGAGGGAGAGAAAAUCUCGGACGCACUGCUGAAGUUCGGCAACAAUAAGCAUAAAGCGCUUGAUUAUUUGAUUUCGUAGGAGUGUUUUUCCUGUGCCCGCGGGAUCGGCUUGUUGGUGAAAUGGGUGAAUCGGGUGAACUUUGCGGAGAGAAAACUUAAAGCCAAUAAAGUUGUGUCGAUUGUAAUGAA
Messenger RNA from Anopheles coluzzii, 2577 nucleotides. RefSeq names its product myosin-G heavy chain. The record is from RefSeq and is a predicted model, not a curated record. The coding region runs from base 410 to 2467 and encodes 685 amino acids. Gene Ontology annotation, biological process: ubiquitin-dependent protein catabolic process via the multivesicular body sorting pathway. The transcript has 3 exons. NCBI's taxonomy places the organism in Eukaryota, Metazoa, Arthropoda, Insecta, Diptera, Culicidae. Gene Ontology annotation, molecular function: ubiquitin binding. Gene Ontology annotation, cellular component: ESCRT I complex.